Galeopterus variegatus (Sunda flying lemur) is the source of this 452-nucleotide messenger RNA. RefSeq names its product pulmonary surfactant-associated protein A-like. Gene Ontology annotation, molecular function: signaling receptor activity. The record is from RefSeq and is a predicted model, not a curated record. NCBI's taxonomy places the organism in Eukaryota, Metazoa, Chordata, Mammalia, Dermoptera, Cynocephalidae.
GGCUUCCAGCUUAUCUAGAUGAGGAGCUCCAAAGCACAUUCCACAACUUCAGACAUCAAAUCCGGCGGUCCAUGGGAGUUCUCAGACUGCAGGGGUCCAUGCUGGUAGUGGGGGAGAAGAUCCUCUCUACCAAUGGGCAGUCGGUCGAUUUUGAUGCCAUUAGAGAGUCAUGUGCCAGAGCAGGCGGCCACAUGGCUGUCCCGAGGAGUCCGGAGGAGUACGUGGCCAUUGCAAGCAUUGUGGUGAAGUACAACACUUACGCCUACCUGGGCCACGAGGGCCCCACCCCUGGGAACUUCCACUACCUGGACGGGGCCCCCGUGAACUACACCAAAUGGUACCCAGGGGAGCCCAGGGGCUGCGGCAAAGAGAAGUGCGUGGAGAUGUCCACAGAUGGGCAGUGGGGCGGCAAGAACGGCCUGCAGCACCGACCGGCCAUCUGCAAGUUUUGA